AUGUCGGAAGGGAGACAGCAGUUCCAAGCAAACACUGGAGGCACCACACCCCAGCAGCAGCCCCAGACUGAUUGGAGGAAACUUGCGCACGCCGCUGCGACUAUCCCCAACACGAUGUACGUCUCGAGAGCAGAUGUAACGUACGAUGCGGACGCUAACAACAAGACACAAUGUCGCAGCCUCAUCAAAAAGCUGUUUCAAACCGCUGGGUUUGUGUUCUGCCUUGCAGUCGCCAUCAUGCUGCCAUAUUUGACAGGGUCUCUUGGAGCUCAUGAAAAAAGGGGAGCCAUAGGACCGACUGGACCUACAGGAGAAAAGGGAACCACUGACCCUGUGUCUGCCGGGCCUCCAGGAGGAAAGGGAGUCGUGGGGCCGGCUGGUCCUGCGUCUGUCGGGCCUUCAGGACCUCCAGGAGAAAAGGGCACUGUGGGGCCGGCUGGUCUUGUGUCUGUUGGGCCCCCUGGUCCUACAGAAGAAAAGAGUGCAAUGAGGCUGACUGGUCCUGUGUCUGUCGGGCCUUCAGGGCGUCCAGGAGAAAAGGGCACUGUGGGGCCGGCUGGUCUUGUGUCUGUUGGGCCCCCUGGUCUUACAGAAGAAAAGAGUGCCGUGGGGCCGGCUGGUCCUGUGUCUGUUGGGCCUCCUGGUCCUCCAGGAGAAAAGGGAGCCAUGAGACCGGCUGGUCUUGUGUCUGUCGGGCCUCCUGGUCCUCCAGGAGAAAAGGUAGCCAUGGGGACGGCUGGUUCUGUGUCUGUCGGGCCUCCUGGUCCUCCAGGAGAAAAGGUAGCCAUGGGGACGGCUGGUUCUGUGUCUGUCGGGCCUCCUUGUCCUCCAGGAGAAAAGGUAGCCAUGCACCAUGCUUGUCCCGUGUCCUGUGUUGGGCCUCCAGGCCCUCCAGGAGAAAAAGGAGCCAUAGGACCGGCCGGUCCUGUGUCUUUCGGACCUCCUGGACCACCAGGAGAAAAGGGCGCCAUGGGGCCGGCUGGUCCUGUGUUUGUCGGUCCUCCGGGGGAAAAGGGUGCCAUAGGACCGGCCGGUCCUGUGUCUUUCGGACCUCCUGGACCACCAGGAGAAAAGGGAGCCUUGGGACCUCCUGGUCCCUUGUGCCGGAAACAAGGGAGCCCCCGAGUCCUCUGGUCCUCCGAGAUACGUACACAGUGGAACGGUGGCGCCGGUUGGCCCUCCAGCUGGUCAGCCUCUGGAACAGACUAG
Branchiostoma floridae (Florida lancelet) is the source of this 1209-nucleotide messenger RNA. RefSeq names its product collagen alpha-2(I) chain-like. The coding region runs from base 1 to 1209 and encodes 402 amino acids. The transcript has 4 exons. NCBI's taxonomy places the organism in Eukaryota, Metazoa, Chordata, Leptocardii, Amphioxiformes, Branchiostomatidae. The record is from RefSeq and is a predicted model, not a curated record.